GCUUUCAAACAAAAGGGUUAUAUUUACUUGGAUUGGCAAGAAUAUGUGGUACCUAGGAGAACGAUCUUGGAGGCAAAAUCAUCCUACUUUUGGAAUUCCUAGAAAUCCACCAUUUAAAAUUGGCGAGGUCAGUCAUGAGAAAGCAAAACUUGUGAAAGAAGCUGGAUGGGUAGAUGCAAAUAUGUUUGUGAAAGCUGUUUCAUAUAAUAUGUAUCUGCGAUAUUGGCGACAUGUAACUAACUUCCAUCAAUUCGUGACCAAAGUCGAUUGGGUAGUUGAAUUACACGGGGUUGAUGGUGACCGUGUUAAACACCUUAUUCAACGACCUGCUCAGCAUGUACCUAUUCCACCACCACAACAAUUAUCAUACCCUGAAGCUUAUAAUCUAGUUCAAGAACAUGCCGAUUUUAAUCGUGCGUUUCGCGAGUUUGUAUUAUAUGAAACGGAAGACAGGAUGAUACGUUUAAAGGCAAAAGAUGAAGUAAUACGAGGCCUUGCAGCUCGUAACAAUUACCUGGAGGAUCAGAUGCAAUUCCGUAUGCAACAAACGCCGCGUCCCCCUAUUGGAUUCGGCAGUUUUUCUGAAACUAUCCCACCAGCGGUGUGGGCUCCAGUGAGUCAAGCAUCAACAAUGUCGUCUGUUAACCCCCAUCCGAGAAUGACGUUUAUCCCACCACGGCAAACACCAUCGCAUACUCCUACUGAUGAAUAAGUAACUUUUUAGCCUCCACUUUGGAUAUGUACUUUUUAGCCUCCACUUUGGAUACUCCUACAAAGUGCGUAUGUUAUCUCUAUAUAGGGUUACUUUUUAGCCUCCAUUUUCAGACUCCAUUUUCAUUCUGACAUGUUG
This is a messenger RNA of Papaver somniferum (opium poppy), 850 nucleotides long. RefSeq lists its product as uncharacterized. The record is from RefSeq and is a predicted model, not a curated record. The transcript has 3 exons. NCBI's taxonomy places the organism in Eukaryota, Viridiplantae, Streptophyta, Magnoliopsida, Ranunculales, Papaveraceae. Bases 44 to 712 code for a protein of 222 amino acids.